This is a messenger RNA of Nasonia vitripennis (jewel wasp), 3096 nucleotides long. RefSeq lists its product as uncharacterized. Bases 1067 to 2197 code for a protein of 376 amino acids. The record is from RefSeq and is a predicted model, not a curated record. The transcript has 4 exons. Gene Ontology annotation, molecular function: sequence-specific DNA binding. Lineage: Eukaryota; Metazoa; Arthropoda; Insecta; Hymenoptera; Pteromalidae.
AACCAUUUUCGGCGCGAGGAUUAUAUGCCCAGUAAGUUUGCUUCAAAAAGUUUUUGUUUGAGAUCAGUACACGUAGCUUCUAAGGACACCCACACAGUGCUUACAUUUUCCACUCUGUCCAGCUGGACACGAACCCUAAACAUCCAAAAUAUUACCAAUCAUGUUGCUCUGUGUCUCUCGUCGUCUGCUCUUUUUGACAAGCCUCAUAAAAUAAAAGUAAAUUUGUCUAGAGUCAAUUUCAAAUGAAAGAUCGAGUGCUUGUGUUCGUGUCCAGCUGGACAGAGUGGAAAAUGUCAGCACUGUGUGGGUGAGUUCUUAUGUACUUAAACAGGUAUGUACGUACCAAUAUCGUAUAGUAUGUAUGACAAUUUUCAAUAUUUUUUUUCUAUUUUGAACCUAUGGCAUGCAUGGCAAUUAUCAAUACAGUUUUUUUUUCUAUUUUAAGAGUUUUUGUUUCAAGUAUACAAGAAGCUACGUGUACUGAUCUCAAACAAAAACUUUUUGAAACAAACUUACUGGGCAUAUAAUCCUCGCGCCGAAAAUGGUUGGAGCAAGCAAUUACCCAUUUUUCAUUGUUAGGGAAUCUGUGGUGGGACCUACUUUUAUAAAAUUUGCACUGUGGCACACAACGCCAACUUUCUAAUUUUUUUUGUUAACUUUUUCCAUUGUUUAUGUGAAAACGUAUGUACUGUACUCACGCGAAAUUUACAACCUACCUAGGUUUCCAUUUUUGGCCACUAGUUGGCGCUGAUGGUGCCUUAACAAUAGUCGAAUAGUGUGUUAUAGGUCUCUCCUAUGCAAUCUUGGGGGACAGCUAUAGUGUAGUUAGUAGUAUAGGCUCUACGUGUAUUUCAAAAUGGGACCCCGGCGGCAAUACCAGCCAAUACUGACCGUCCUUCUAUACCAAGUCUAUAUUCGUUGACUCAAGUAGCAAUACCAAAAGCCUUUGCAUCCCAUAUACAUAGUUCUUUGAUACGAAACAGCAAAAAGAGAUAAUUUUAUGACCUAGAGUAGAAUCAAUCAGUCAAGCUGUAAGAAGUAAGUACACCGUAAAGUGUCGAAGAAGAUGGGCAAAGGUCGCCGGUGCAUUGUGCCGAGCUGUAGAUAUCUCAGCGGAAAGAAUGACUUGGAGAAGCGAGCAAUGUUUAAGAUACCUAAGGACGAGGAGAAGGCUCGAAUAUGGGCUGCAGCUAUUCCUGGAAUUACCCAGCCGCUCACCACAUAUCAGACCGUGUGCGAAAAGCAUUUUGAGUCCUGGUUCAUCCAUCGGUUUUAUGAGAAGGGUACAAACAUUAUGCGAAGUCGUCUGCAUAAUAAAGCUGUACCAACCAUUUUUGAUACUGAAAAUGUACCAAAUCAGAAUGUCAUACCAUUGAGGCAGCAUAGUGAAAAGCAUAGUCGUAAGGUACCAAAAAAAGGAAUCAGCUCAUCAAAUGUUUCUGAAAAAAGCACACUGGAAGUCUCAAGCGCAUUCUUGAAUAAUAGUUUAAGUAAUCAAACAGCAAGCAAUGAAACUUCUUUGCAAGAAAUCGUGAAAGAUCUCUCGUUGUCUGAAAAACUCCUCAUGGACAUCAAACAAGAAAUGUUCCCUAUCUCUGAGGAUGGUGUCAAACAUGAAAAUAUAGAUGAGAGGGUUAAAACUGAAUCCGAUGUGGAUACAAAGGAAAUAACGGCUUAUGAGCAUUUACAUAAAAAUUUUAGUUUCUACAUCACACAACUGCCUGAAAACUGGAAUUUAACCAGGUUAGCAUUAAGCACAGACCAAGUGUUUGUAUUUUCAAAAGAAUGUACCGUUUGUGAGAAUGGGGCAUUGAUUGUUAUGAACGAGAAAAGUAUUGUUAUUAACAAGCAUGGAGAUAUACACUAUUCCAUUCAUGGCAAGAUAGUAAGCGUUGAUAGUCCAUAUACUCUGAGUGUAAUAAAUGACAUAGAUACUCUCCUUGACGUUGUAAUAAAAUUUGACGAAGUAAAAGUCUGUCAAGGAAUCUGCACAAAUGAAUUUGAAGUAGAUAAGGAUUUCGUCCUUCAGAAAGAUGAUUUGGGUUAUUCACGCCACAUUCAUUGUUCAUUAAUAGCAGACAAACAGCAGUGUGAUGCUUGUUGGCAAUAUAGUCAAUAUUUACUAGCACUAAUGGUCAACAAUACACCAGUAUUAGGUAACGAAACAGCUCGUUUUUAUAACCAAAUUUACUCCUAAGCAUUAGUACCCUUAUAUUUUACUAUUAUUUCCUAUAAGUGUUUUAUAAAUACACUUGCUUCUGUCUCAUUUGUUUCAUUCCAAAUCUAUCACUGCGAUUAUUCGAGUGAACAGUCAUUUUAUUAAAUUCUUAAGUCAUUUAGGCUGACUGUUCAGUAUAAAUAAUUGUUGAAACAUGAGAUAAUAGACUGCACAUUUGUUAUUGUUAUAGCAUCAAUGAAAAUUCAAAUUAACACGUGAAAAUAUCAAUUGGUUAACAAUCCAAUGUUGCAAUUUUUUUUAACAAGCCAGUGAUUUGUAUUGUUAGAAAACAAGUAUAAAAUAAAUUUUGUUCGACUUAUUUUUAAUUUUUUUCAGCUAUAUUUACAUUUUAAUAUUGAUGUAUAUUUUUAACCUUUUUAUAUAAUUACAUUCAUUGCACUCCAAUAAUACAAACACGAAACCUUCUGUAUCAACAGAGUUGAUUAGUUAUAAGAAAAGUGUGAUUUGCUUUUUAAAAAAUUGUUUGAUCUAGCUUAGUAUAAGGGAUUCUUUGAAUUCAUCAUGAAGGUUAAGAAAACUUUAGAUACAUUAUAUAAAUGACAGUUUUAUUCAGAUACAACUAAAAAGAUUAAAAUUAUCUAGAAGAUAUACGGCGAGUGUUGUGUGAUUGAAAAACUAAAUUAAGUACAAGUGUUUAGGUCUGUGAAUAGCAAGGCUAUAUAUAUAUAUAUGUAUGUAUGUAUGUAUGUAUGUAUGUAUGUAUGUAUGUAUGUAUGAUAAAUAUUACAAAAAAGUAUACCAGUGCUUUUUUUGUGUUGAGUGAAUCUUUUGAGAAUUCACAGCAAACAAGGAUAAUUGAACAUGAUAAAACUUUUUGGACUUCCCAAUAAAUCGAGUUUUUGCUCUUUGCCAAAGGA